GUUCAACGCAUCUUGGACGACUAGACUGUGACAGAGGGUUAGUAACAAGUAGAUUGUUAUAUAUAUCUUACUAGACUCCUUAAGAAAUCGAGAUUUGAAUUGUAUCAUCAUACUCAACCUUGAGUCUUUGCCAGCUCCUAACUCGCGCUUUGCUUCACAUCGUCUCAUAUUGAAGUUUACGAAAGCAUUUGUCUUCCUAAUCUAUACGGCCUUGAAGCCCUUUUAUCACCCGGAUCAUCUGCACUUGAUACUUACCUACAUAUACAUACGAUGGCUCCCAAGAACUAUGCCGCAUACCUUGUAAAGGCAGGCGCAAUCCCCCUCGAAGUCAAACCUGCGCCGUACACGGCUCCCGGCCCGGACGAAAUUGUCGUUAAGAAUGCUGCCAUCGCUGUGAAUCCGGUAGACUACACCAAGCAGCAUGGCGGCGACCAAAUGUUCACUUGGAUCAAAUAUCCGCACAUUCUUGGCAGCGACGUUGCUGGCGAGGUCGUCGAGGUCGGCAAAGGGGGAGAGGCAGCGAAGCUAUUCAAGCCUGGUGAUCGUGUACUGGGUUUCGCUGCUAGCCUGGACAAGCGCUCAGCCGGUGCUCCAGAAGGUGCAUUCCAACACUACACCGUACUACGGAGUUACUUGGCGACUAAGAUCCCCGACGAUCUGCCGUACGAAAAAGCCUGUGUGCUUCCCAUGAGCAUAUCCACUGCCGCUUGUGGCCUCUUCAUGAGAGAAUACAAUGCAUUGCAAUAUCCGACGUCGCCGCUCAAGUCCCAAGACAAGAAACCGGCGUUCAUCGUGUGGGGUGGCUCGAGUAGCGUCGGCUGUAGCGCUAUUCAGCUCGCUAAGGCCGCUGGGUAUGAGGUCAUUGCGACGGCGUCGCCGAAGAAUUUCGGUCUCCUGGAGGAGCUGGGCGCAUCUCAAGUCUACGAUUACAGGGACCCUAAUACGGUCGCUACGAUCAUCGCGGCUCUAAAGAAUAAAACUUGCGCGGGCGCUAUGGCCAUAGGCAACGGGUCUCUUGAGGCAUGCAUUAACAUCUUAGCCGCGGUGCCGGGCAAUGGCCGUAAGUUCGUCGCGCAAACCACCGUCCCUAUCAACCCCGCAAAAAUGCCGAAGAACGUCGUGAAAGUGAUGGGUGUCAUGCUGGGUUUUCUAUGGUGGAACGUUAAGAUUUCUCUUAUGUCGAAGUUUAAAGGGGUGGAGACGAAGUUUAUUUGGGCUCCGGAUGUGAUAGCUGAUGAUGUUGGAAAGAUGAUCUACCAAGAUUUUCUGCCCAAGGCUCUUGCUAGCGGAGAGUACCAUGUUAAACCUGAACCGCAGGUUGUUGGGAGAGGGUUGGAAUCUAUCCAAGAAGCGAUGGAUACAAAUUUGAGAGGGGUUUCCGCCACCAAGGUUAUCGUUACGCUCUGAUUCAAGGCGGGAUCCCUAAGCAUCGUUAAGUUAGAAGUUGUUUCCUUUGUUUCGAUUAUACCAUUAUCGCUUGCUUUAAUAUACCAUACGCAUAU
Annulohypoxylon truncatum is the source of this 1502-nucleotide messenger RNA. Its product is annotated as zinc-binding oxidoreductase CipB. NCBI's taxonomy places the organism in Eukaryota, Fungi, Ascomycota, Sordariomycetes, Xylariales, Hypoxylaceae. The transcript has a single exon. The coding region runs from base 271 to 1407 and encodes 378 amino acids. The record is from RefSeq and is a predicted model, not a curated record. Gene Ontology annotation, molecular function: oxidoreductase activity, acting on NAD(P)H.